Aedes albopictus (Asian tiger mosquito) is the source of this 2279-nucleotide messenger RNA. RefSeq lists its product as uncharacterized. Gene Ontology annotation, molecular function: protein binding. Gene Ontology annotation, biological process: SCF-dependent proteasomal ubiquitin-dependent protein catabolic process. The coding region runs from base 176 to 1849 and encodes 557 amino acids. The record is from RefSeq and is a predicted model, not a curated record. NCBI's taxonomy places the organism in Eukaryota, Metazoa, Arthropoda, Insecta, Diptera, Culicidae. Gene Ontology annotation, cellular component: SCF ubiquitin ligase complex. The transcript has 3 exons.
CGAAUCUCUUGGCAACCCUAUUUUGCACUUGAUGGUGCGAGGAUGACAGAAUUUUUCCAUCGUAAACAAUCCCGUCGUCGUUUCUGCGUGAAAGUUUAUCCCGUGAUUUUUUGGCUUUGUUUAGUUGCGUCGUGUCAUUUUUUUCGCUAAUUAGAAGAUCGUGCAUACUUCUGCCAUGGAACCGCUCAGUCCACUGCCUCGGCUGCCCACGGAAAUCUUGGUAGCAAUAUUUCAGCACCUGCCGAUGUCCGACUUGGCCCAGGUGCGACUCACUUGCCACCACUGGUACGACACGGUUUGCUACACGUCCUUCCUGAUGGAUCGGUUUAUGCUGUCGUUCAAAAACUGUCGCCUAUACGAGGGCUGCGAGCAGAGUCGGAUUUUGGCCAAGUCCAAGAGCUGCUACACCAAGGCCACCCUGAAGGCAGUCGCCAUCGAAGAAUGCAACAUCCUGUGGCGCUCGCUGGGCGACAACUUGCAGGAUCUCACACUGAACGACUGUUCGCUUUCGGGAGAUACGCUGGUCCGUAUGCUCAAGUUCACCCCGAAUUUGCGAUAUUUGGCCCUCAAAACCACUAAGUUCGAGGACUUCCACAUUCAGGACGUCGUCGUCGAUUUCAAGCUGGAGAAACUGGAAACUCUGACGUUGCGGUCGAUUUUCGUAUACGACGAGUGCUUCGACAUGUUCAAGAAAAUCUGUCCACGGUUGAAAGUCCUCAAGCUAAACUAUUCGUCCUUCGAAGGGUGGGGCGAGAAGUUGGUUCAGUUUGUCCAAGCGGUUCGGACCACACUGGAGGGAAUUAAUCUGAGCUAUACCAAAGUGGGUGCAACACUACUGCAGAAAAUUUCCACUAUCGAGAGGCUGAGGCUAAAGAAGAUAUCUCUCAAAUCAAGCUAUGAUUUGAAACAGCGCGAUAUUAUACAUCUGAGCCGGGUGCAACCGACAAUAGUGCAUCUGAACAUUGACAACCUGUUCCCGGCGGAUGAUCAGAUACUCGGCGAAAUAAGCCGCAACCUCCCCAAUAUGAAGCGGAUCAAACUACACAUCUGCCGAGUGCACAAUUUGUACCAAUCAUUUCUACGUAACAUGCAGCGGUUAGAGUAUCUCAAGAUCACCGACGCCACCCAUGUGGCCGGUAACCUCGAUCUCAGCUGCUACGAGAACUCCAACUUGGAGAAGCUGUACGUUUCGGCCGCCACAUUUUCGCGGAACACAUUGCCACGAUUUUUCGAAAAAUCGCCCAACAUUCGCAGCCUGACGCUGUACCAGUGUUCGUACGAGAACAUCCACGAUUUGCAGCUUUCGUUUGCGCACCUAAAGUCGCUGGAGUACCUAAACCUUCAGCGUACGUUCGACAUCGAUGACAGCUUCUUCAGCAGGACGGUGUUCGACAGUGUCAAUAUGCCGUUUGAGCGCAUUCGAUUCUUCGCCGUUACCAACCUCACGAAAUUGUGCUAUCUUAACCUGAGUCGAUGUCGGGAUCUAUCGGACGAAACUUUGGUGGCGCUCAGUUUUCCACGGCUGAAGAAGAUCGAUCUUCGGGGAUUGAACAUCACGGACUUUGGCAUACGGGCGUUGGUACGGCAGUGUCCCCGUCUGGAGUAUGUCCACGUGGAUGCUUGCAAGCGAGUCUGUGACAGUGCGGUGUUGAUGUUGUGUAGGGAUUUGAAGCGACUGAAGCUGCUGAACCUGGAUGGGUGCCGGUCGAUUACGGAUGCUUCGGUUGACCACGUUAUCAAUCACUGCCGAACGUUGGUGUGGCUCAACAUGAUGAACUGCCCACUGCUGUCGGAUGCCGCCAAGCAACGGUUGGAAAGUAUGCGUAGCAUACGAUCCCUGUACGUCUAGUGUAUACUGUGAUAAGGGCGGCGCGACGGAACGGUGACGGCGUGGGCACUAUUUAUUGAAGUGACGUAUCAAUUUUAAGACAAACCCGGAGACUUAGCCGCUUUCAAACAAGGCGCAACAUAAGGCACAAUAAUCGUUUCAUUCAGAUUUGAAUUAUGGUCAUUCAUGUGAUUUAGAGAAAACAAAAAGAUAUUUACAUAAACUUUGAGAAGAGUGGUGUGUAUUUACACUUAAAUGUGGCGGACAGUUAAACUAUCGUUUUUAGAUUCAUUACUACAUACAUGCUGCUAUUAUUACAAUAGGAUUCUGGCCAUUAGUAGGAAGUGUUUAAAAGUCUAAAUUUAGAGAUUUCGCUGAAUGUUGUAAUGUGGCGAACCAAUGUAGUAGACUAAUUAUAUUACAUAUCUAAAUAUAUAUAUUUUCAACAUUA